UCUCGCGAGACUGAAGACCAGGAAGACGCCUGCAGAGCCCCGCUGCUGGUGCAGCAGUGGCUGAGGCAGCGGGUGCUGCUGCAUCCGGACCUCCUGCCUCAGAGUCUCCUCCUAGUCUCCGGGUGGGGAGGUGGGACGUGGCCAGGCCAAGGUUGUGGUAGUGCGCAGUGCCCGCUGCGGCUUAGAGGGAAUUGAGGCUGAGGCCUGUCAGAGCCAGUCAGGGAGGCGCCCACAGUCCUGACAGGAUAAGAUGGCGGCGAUGGCGCCUGGAGGUGGUGGCAGUGGUGGCGGCGGUGUGAAUCCAUUCCUCAGCGAUUCGGACGAGGACGACGACGAGGUAGCGGCGACCGAGGAGCGGCGGGCAGGACUUCGGCUGGGUUCCGGGAGCGGCCUAGAUCCUGGCUCUGCGGACUCGCUGUCGCCCCAGGAUCCCGUGGCCUUAGGGAGCAGUGCGCGGCCAGGGCUCCCUGGGGAGGUGUCGGCGGCUGCGGUGGCACUGGGGGGCUGUGGGGAGACCCCUGCCCGCUUGUCCAUUGACGCGAUCGCGGCUCAGCUGUUGCGCGAUCAAUACUUGCUGACCGCUCUGGAGCUGCACACCGAGCUGUUAGAGAGUGGCCGCGAACUGCCUCGGCUGCGCGACUACUUCUCCAAUCCGGGCAACUUCGAGAGGCAGAGUGGGACCCCGCCGGGGAUGGGGGCGCCGGGGAUCCCUGGAGCAGCUGGCAUUGGAGGCGCAGGAGGUCGGGAACCGAGUACGACGUCUGGCGGGGGACAGCUCAAUCGAGCUGGGAGCAUCAGUACUCUUGAUUCUUUAGACUUUGCAAGAUACUCAGAUGAUGGGAACAGGGAAACAGAUGAAAGAGUGGCAGUCCUGGAGUUUGAACUACGGAAAGCCAAGGAGACCAUUCAGGCCCUCCGAGCCAACCUGACAAAGGCUGCAGAACAUGAAGUUCCUUUACAGGAACGAAAAAAUUACAAAUCAAGUCCUGAAAUUCAGGAACCAAUCAAACCUCUUGAAAAGAGAGCUCUAAACUUCUUAGUCAAUGAAUUUUUAUUGAAGAAUAACUACAAGCUUACAUCAAUAACCUUUUCAGAUGAAAAUGAUGAUCAGGAUUUUGAACUAUGGGAUGAUGUAGGAUUAAACAUUCCAAAACCUCCAGACUUACUGCAACUCUACCGAGAUUUUGGAAACCAUCAGGUGACGGGGAAAGAUCUUGUGGAUGUGGCCAGUGGUGUAGAAGAAGAUGAAUUAGAGGCUCUUACACCAGUUUUAGGCAACCUUCCUCCAAGCCUUGAAACUCCUCAGACUGUAGAGAACUCCUUGCUAGUACAGAAAUUAGAAGAUAAAAUUAGUUUAUUAAAUAGUGAGAAAUGGUCUUUGAUGGAGCAAAUCAGAAGACUUGAAAGUGAAAUGGACUUCCUCAAAAAUGAACACUUUGCCAUCCCAGUGGUUUGUGACUCUGUUCAGCCUUCUUUGGAUCAUAAAGACUCUGAAGACACUGGACAGAAUCCAGUUAUAAAUAGUUCAGACAAGGAAAAAGACAAGGAUAUCCAUCUCUCAAAAUCAGAUGAAGCGGAUUCCUCUAUUCCUAAGGAGAAUUUCCCAAGUUCUCUCCCCAGGAGGGAAAGAGAAGAAAUGCCCUCUUCUUCUCCAUCAAGUAAAAACACAGUCCAUUUUGAUAAGCCCAAUAGGAAAUUGUCUCCUGCUUUCCACCAAGCUCUACUUUCUUUUUGUCGAAUGUCAGCAGAUAGUCGUUUAGGAUCAGAGGUGUCUCGGAUUGCAGACAGUGAGAAAAGUGUCAUGUUAAUGCUGGGACGCUGCCUGCCACACAUUGUUCCUAAUGUGCUGUUGGCAAAGAGAGAGAGAAUGGUUUUACACCUCUGUCAGGAGUUGAUUCCCCUCAUAUUGUGUACAGCAUGCCUACAUCCUGAGCCUAAAGAAAGAGAUCAGCUUCUCCAUAUACUUUUCAAUUUGAUCAAGAGGCCAGAUGAUGAGCAGAGGCAAAUGAUACUGACAGGUUGUGUGGCGUUUGCACGCCAUGUUGGACCAACACGUGUAGAAGCUGAACUUUUACCGCAGUGCUGGGAACAGAUUAACCACAAAUACCCGGAAAGACGUCUACUUGUAGCAGAAUCCUGUGGAGCAUUGGCACCUCACCUUCCUAAAGAAAUCCGUAGCUCCUUGGUUCUCUCAAUGUUGCAACAAAUGUUAAUGGAAGAUAAGGCAGAUUUAGUAAGAGAAGCUGUGAUCAAAAGCCUUGGCAUCAUUAUGGGAUACAUUGAUGAUCCAGACAAAUACCAACAGGGUUUUGAAUUGCUGCUCUCAGCCUUGGGUGAUCCCUCAGAAAGAGUAGUUAGUGCAACACAUCAAGUAUUUUUACCGGCCUAUGCUGCCUGGACUACAGAACUUGGAAAUUUACAGUCUCAUCUUAUACCUACAUUGCUGAACAAGAUAGAAAAACUUCUCAGGGAAGGAGAGCACGGGCUGGAUGAACAUAAGCUCCACAUGUAUCUUUCCGCUUUGCAGUCCUUGAUCCCCUCUCUCUUUGCGUUAGUGCUGCAGAAUGCGCCUUUCUCCAGCAAAGCCAAGCUUCAUGGUGAAGUGCCACAGAUAGAAGUGACUAGGUUCCCUCGGCCUAUGUCGCCUCUUCAAGAUGUGUCUACUAUAAUUGGAAGUCGUGAGCAAUUGGCAGUGCUCUUACAACUUUAUGAUUACCAGCUGGAACACGAGGGUACAACAGGCUGGGAGACUUUACUGUGGGUUGUCAAUCAAUUGUUGCCACAACUUAUAGAAAUAGUUGGCAAAAUUAAUGUUACUUCAACUGCCUGUGUCCAUGAAUUCUCCAGAUUUUUCUGGCGCCUUUGCCGGACAUUUGGCAAAAUUUUUACAAACACUAAGGUCAAACCUCAGUUCCAGGAGAUUUUAAGACUGUCUGAAGAAAACAUUGAUUCCUCAGCAGGAAAUGGGGUCCUCACGAAAGCUACUGUCCCCAUUUAUGCAACAGGAGUCCUUACGUGUUAUAUUCAGGAAGAAGACCGAAAACUGUUAGUGGGAUUCUUAGAAGAUGUAAUGACCCUGCUUUCAUUAUCGCAUGCUCCUCUUGAUAGCUUGAAGGCUUCUUUUGUGGAACUGGGUGCAAAUCCAGCCUACCACGAGUUAUUAUUAACUGUUUUAUGGUAUGGUGUUGUCCAUACUUCAGCACUUGUGAGAUGUACCGCUGCUAGAAUGUUUGAGCUGUUGGUGAAGGGGGUGAAUGAAACUCUGGUAGCUCAGAGGGUUGUUCCUGCUCUCAUUACUCUCUCCAGUGACCCUGAAAUCUCUGUCCGGAUUGCCACAAUUCCAGCCUUUGGCACUAUUAUGGAAACGGUUAUUCAAAGAGAGUUGCUGGAAAGAGUGAAAAUGCAGUUGGCUUCUUUUCUGGAAGAUCCUCAGUACCAAGACCAGUAUUCUUUGCAUACAGAGAUCAUAAAAACAUUCGGUAGAGUUGGGCCAAAUGCAGAGCCAAGGUUCCGAGAUGAGUUUGUUAUACCACACUUGCAUAAGUUAGCCUUGGUGAACAACUUACAAAUUGUGGAUUCUAAAAGACUGGAUAUUGCCACCCAUCUUUUUGAAGCUUACAGUGCACUUUCCUGUUGUUUCAUUUCAGAGGAUUUAAUGGUUAAUCACUUUUUACCUGGUCUCAGAUGUUUACGGACUGACAUGGAGCAUCUUUCUCCGGAGCACGAGGUUAUUUUAAGUUCCAUGAUAAAGGAAUGUGAACAAAAAGUAGAGAACAAGACCGUCCAAGAGCCUCAAGGACUCAGCUCCAUGAGAGAGAAUGUUGUCUAUCCUUUUCAACCAAUGUGUCUCCAGUAUUUGAAGAAUGCCUGGUGUAUGAUAAGUACUCAACAUUAAUUGAAUGAAUUAAUGAAUAAGAGCUUGAUCCCAAUUCCGUGAAAGUUUGCCAAUUAGAUUAAAAGGAUGAUUUAUGAAUCCCUCAAAACAGCAUGAAUUUACUGAGAAUACAUGCCAGACUAACCUAAAGUCCUUUUUUCAUAGAGCUAUUAUUAUAUGUUGUUGAUCAGGAGAAUUGUGUGAUCUUGUGCAUCUUGCCUUCAGCAAAGUAUUGGGUUUGUUUCUUAUAGUGAGCUUAUUUAUAUCCUAGGUAGAAAAUAUGGAAUAAAUAAAAGUCCCUAAAAGAGUCGUGCCACGUGUGUAUGGCCUUAAAAGGUUUACAGAACUUGUAUUCAUAUCUGACUCUCUGGGCAACCCCUCUUAUCAACAGACCUCAUCAAGUCUUCCAAGUGAUCUGUAAGUGUGGAGAAGCCAUCCCUUUCUAAAGAUUGUAAAGUCAUUCACCAUUCGAUGUACAUUUAUGGAGUACCUAUUUUGUGCUAGGUGUAGGGAUGCAAUGAAUAAUUAUGACUGACCUAGAGCAGAGCUUACAGCCAGGCAGCGAAACAAGUGGAGAGAGAAGGACUGAGGAGGACGUACUUUAGUUAGGUGAUUAUUUUUCUGGUUUACUUUGGAAGACACCUCUGAGCUGACACCUGAAAACUAGGAAGAAUAGGCUUUAACCGUGUGAAAAUAGGAAGAGAAAAAAGAACAGUAUGUGCAUAGGCAAUGAGAUGAAAGAUAGUGCUAUGUUCAAGGAACUGGAAAAAAAAAAUGGCCCAUAUAGCUGAGACACUAUCAAAAGAUGAAAUUGGAGAGGAGUAUGGCCAGAUCAUAUAGGGCUUUGUACACUAGACUAGAAGUUAGAAAGGGAAGCCUUUGAAUAGUUGUAGUGGAAUGAUUUAACCCAAUUUGUGUUAGGUAUACUUCUGCUUUAUAAGAAUGCUUUUGAAAAGGAGAGGAGUAAAGGCUGACAGCAGAAGCUAACAAAUGCAGUAGUCCAAGCAGGAGAUGGGGGCAGCCUGGACAAAAAGGGAGGGAAAGGAGCAGAUCUGCAACAUAAUUGGAAAUAGAAUUGGCAUGACAGAUUGGGUAUGAAGAGUGAGGGAAAGGGAAAAACCAAAGAUGCUUAGACCUCUGCCUGCAAUAACUGAAUAAAAUAAUGGGUGCUGACCAUAGUGAAGAAGUAAAGAAUAAGUUUGGAGAGUUCAUCUACAAUUUUGUUUUAGAUGUCUAAGAGUUAAUCUGUGGAAUUCAAAAUGUCUGAGAGUUAAUCUGUGAAAACUUCAGGGAAGAAGUUAGUUCUCUGAGUCUGGAUCUCGGGCUAGAUUAUGGAGUCCUGAGUAUUUUCUGUAGAGCGAUGGGACUAAAUGAGAUGGCCUGGGACAGAGGAACCAUGGAGAAGAGGAUCCAAAUGUGAAUCCUAGGACACUCCUCCUACUUCAAAAUCCAACAGAGCAAGAGGAACUACUUAAAAGGAUCAGGAGUAUACAGUGAGUUGGAGGGAAACCAGGAGAGUGUGGCUUCAUGGAAGCAAAGAGAAGAGCAUUCUGAGGAGGGUCAGUUGCUACUCCUGCGUCAAGACGAGAAUGGAUCUGAAACCCAUUGAAAGAUGAAAGUCAUCGAUGACCUCAGUAUAGUUUCGGCAGUUGAAUGGAAAUGCAAAGAGAGACAAUGGCUAGAGAUGACAGCUCUUUCAAAACAGUUGGCCAUAAAGGGGAGCAGAGGUGCUGGUAGCUAGAAAGGAACAUGAGGUCAAAGGAGGGUGCUGUUUAGCCUUGGUUUGUCAUGGGAGAAAUUAGGUCAGGUUCAUAUGCUAAUAAGAAUAAGCCAGCAAAACGAAAGAUGAUGAUGAUGCAGCAUCAGUAACAAGCAAAGACUGAGAGUGAAAUCCUUGAAGAGGCAAGAGGGGUUGAGAUUCAGAGCACAAAUGGAGGGACUGGCCUCAUUAUAAUAGGGGAGAAGCAGAGGUGCUCUUGGAGGCGAUUCGGUAGAUUUAGUGGUGGGAAGGUUAGGGGGUUUCCAUUUAAUUCCUUCUAUUUUCUCAGUGAAGUAUGAAGCAAAGAAAUUGAUUUGGCUGGCAUAUGGAAAGUGUUAGAGGUUUGAAGAGAAAGAAGGUAGAAAUGUUUGUCUUCGAGAAUGGCAGAGGGAAUUACUAAGGGAAUUGCAGGAUUUGUUUUGAAAGCCUAUUUGAGAAUAGUUAUUGUGAAUUUAAAGAGGGCUAGUUUACUAGAUACACGUUAACUAAUUGGAAUUUGAAAUAAAGAAUUUAAAUAAAGACAGCUAGUUAACACAAGUGAUUUUUUUUUUUCUCCAGCCAAGAACAACUAUUCAGGAACAGGUAUGAAGUAUACAGAGAAUAAACAGGGCUGAGUUCUAGAUGCUUCAGAGAAGGAGAAAGGACAAGGACAUGAAAGCUACUUGUGUAGGAAUGAUUAUAAUGAUGGGCCAUAGAAUCCAAACUGGAGAGGGGGAAAAAGGAAAUAUUGGAGUGAGGGGGGAAAUAAAUAAUCUGAGAAAUGGGUCCCAAUAAAAUUUUUUAAAUAUGUUUUAGUGAGAAUAUUCAAAUAGGUGAACUGGAUAGAAACUUCCUUUGGGAGUAAAAAAUGAAAAGCAAAUAAGACACCUGAUCUACCUCCAGGCUGUAAGGUACAGGAGUUUGUGAGAACAAAAAUAAAAAGCCUCCCCUAAAAAGGUGGUGUCUUAGGGGUAGCCAGGAUUCAAUUACAGUUGACCCACUUAUACAUGGAUUUUUUUUUAUAGUACAAUACUGUAAAUGUAUUUUUUCUUCCAUAUGAUUUUAACAUUGUCUUUUCUCUAGCUUACUUUAUUGUAAGAAUAUGGUAUGUAAUGCAUAAACAUACAAAAUAUAUAUUAGUCAACUGUUUAUGUUAUCGGUAAGGCUUUCAGUAAAUAGUAGGCUGUUAGUAAAGUUUGGGGAAGUCAAAAGUUAUAUGCAGAUUUUUCACCAUGUGGGAGUCUGUUCAUGAAACAUACUGCUCUGUCGUUUUCUUGUAAUGUCUGUGUCUGGUUUUGGUAUUAGGGUAAUGCUGGCCUCAUUGAAUGAAUUAAGUAUUCCUUCAGUUUCUAUCUCCCAAAAGAGACUGCAGAGAAGUGGUGUAAUAUCUUCCUUUAAUUUUGAUAAGAAUUCAUCAGUAAACACAUCUGGACCUAGUGCUUUCUGUUUUGAAAGAUUCUUAAUAUUUUGAUUCUAUUUCUUUAAUAUAAGCCUAUUGUGAUUGUGAAUUUUGACAAGAUUGUAUCUUUCAAGGAAUUGGUCCAUUUCUUUUUCUUUUUCUUUUUUUUUUUAAAUAAUCUCAAUGUGGGACUCAAACACACCACCCAAGAUCAAGAGUCACAUGCUCUACCAACUGAGCCAGGCAGGCAUCCCAGAAAUGGUCCCUUUCAUCUAAGUUAUCUAAUGUGUGUGCAUAGAGUUGUUCACAGUAUUCCUUUAUUAUUAUCCUUUUAAUGUCCAUGGUAUCUGUAUCUUAAGGUAGAAGCUUAGAUGACUGAUUUUAGAUCUUUCUUCUUUUCUGAAAUAUGUAUUCAAUGCUAUAAAUUUCCCACUAAGUACUGUUUUUGCUGUCUCCCACAAAUUUUAAUAAGUUGUGUUUUCCUUUUCAUUUAGUUUAAAAUAUUUUUUAAUUUCUCUUGAGAUUUCUUCUUUGACCCAUGUGUUAGAUACAAAUUGUUUAAUCUUCAUAUAUUUCGGGGUUUUCCAGCUAUCUUUGUUUUUGAUUUCUAGCUUAAUUCCAUCAUAAUCUGAAAGCAGACAUUUUCUGAUUUCUAUUCUUUUGAAUUUGUUAAGAUGUAUUUUAUGCCCCAGAAUGCAGUCUGUCUUGGUGAAUGUUCCAUGUGAGCUUGUGAAGAAUGUGUUUUCUGCUGUCAUUGGAUGAAGUAGUCUACAGAUGGCAGUUAUAUCCAGUUGAUUCAUGUUGUUGAGUCAACUAUAUCCUUACUGAUUUUAUGUCCAUUUCCGAGAAAGUUGAAGUCUCCACCUGUAAUAGUGGAUUCAUCUAUUUCUCCUUGCAACUAUAUCAGUUUUUGCCUCAUGUAUUUUGACACUCAGUUGUCAGGCAUAUACCAUUUUAGGAUUGUUAUGUCUUCUUGAAGAAUUUACCCCUUUAUCAUUACUAAUGCCCCUCUUUAUCCCUGAUAACUUUCCUUUGUCUAAAGUCUGCUCUGUCUGAAAUUAAUACAGCUACGCUUGCUUUCUUUUUUUUUUUUUUUAAGUGUAUUUAUUUAUUUUGAGAGACAGAGAGGAGAGAAAAUCCUAAGAAGGUUCCACACUAUCAGCGCAGAGCCCGUCGUGGGGCUCGAUCUUACAAAGUGUAAGAUCAUGACGUGAGCCAAAAUCAAGAGUCAGACACUUAACCUACUGACCCAUCCAGGCACCCUGACUCUUGCUUUCUUUUGAUUAGUAUUAUCAUGGUAUGUCUUUCUCCAUCCCAUUCACUUGUAAUCUAUCCGUGUUCUUUUUAUUUAGAGUGGGAUUCUGGCAGAUAACAUACAGUUGGGUCUUGUUUUUUUGAUCUACUUUCACAGUCUCUUUUGACUGGUGCAUUUAGACCAUUGAGGUGCACAGUAUUAAUAUAGUUGGAUUAAUAUCUACAAUAUUUGGUACUGCUUUCUACUUGUUGCUCUUGUUCUUUGUUCGUAUUUUUGUCUUCUGCUCUUUUCCUUUUGUGAUUUUAAUUAAGAAUUGUAUAUGAUUCCACUUUCUUUCUUAUUAGCAUAUCCAUUUUACUUCUUUUUUGUUUAAACAUUUUAGAGAGAGAAAGAGCAUGUGUGCAUGUGUGAGGGAGGGGCAGAGGAGAGAGAAAGACAGGGAAUCCCAAGCAGGUUCUGUGCCCUCAGCACCGAGCCCAAUGUGGGGCUUGAACUAAUGAACUAUGAGGUCAUGACCUGAGCCAAAAUCAAGAGUCAGAUGCCUAACCGACUGAGACAUCCAGGCCCCCCAUGAAUUCUUUUUUUUUUUUUUUACUUUUUUUUUUUUUACUAGAAUUUCCAAUAUAUAUUUAUAACUAAUCCGAGUCCACUAUCACAGAACACUGUAAUGUUUCAAAGGUAGUGUAAAUAACUUAUGAUAACAAAAUAAUCCUAAUAAUCCUAAUUCCUUUCAUUCCUUGUAUUAGUAUUGUCAUUCAUUUGACUUAUGUGUAAGCAUAUUUAUAUAAUACACAUAAGCAUACAUAAACAUUGUUGAUAUUACUAUUUUUAAAAAACGUUUGUUAGAGUAAGAAAAAUAUUUAUUUUACCUUCACUUAUUUUUUCUUGCAGUGCUCUUCCUUUCUUUAAAUAAACCUGAAUUUCUGACCAAUAUUAUUUUCCUUCUGUUAACAUUUCUUGUACAGCAGAUCUACAGGCAACAAAUACAUUCAAUUUCUGUUUACCUGAGAAAGUCUUUAUUUCUCCUUCACAUUUGAAGGGUAAUUUCACAGGUUACAGAAUUCUAAGUUGGUGAAUUAUUCCUCUCAAUACUUUCCAUGUCUCCACUCUUCUCUUACUUGCAUGGUUUCUGAGAAGUUGGAGGUCAUUCUUAUCUCUGCAGGUUAGGUGUUUUUUCCUUCCUCUUUCAGGAUUUUCUCCUUAUCUUUGAUCUUCUAUAGUUUGAAAGUAAUGUGCUUAUAUGUACUUUUCUGGCUUUUAUCCUGAUUGGUAUUCUCUGGACUUCUUAGAUCUGUGGUUUGGCAUCUGAUACUAAUUUGGGGAAAUCCUCACUCAUUAAUGUUUCAAAUAUUCCUUUUUUUUCUUUCUCCCUUUCUUCUCCUGGUGUGCAAUUUUGUAGCUGUCCCACAGUUUUGGAUAUUCUGUUCUGGGUUGGUUUUUUGUUUUUUUUUGUUUGCUUGUUUUCCAGUGUUUUCUGUUUACUUUUCAUUUCUGCAAGUUUCUUUUUUUUUUGUAAUUUUUAUUUUAAGUAGGCUCCACGCCCAAGGUGGGGCUUGAAUUCAUGACCCUGAGAUGAAGAGUCACAUGCUCUACCAACUGAGCCAGCCAGAUUCUAUUGAGAUGUCCUCAAGUUCAGAGAUUCUUUCCUCAUCCAUGUCCAAUCUGUUAAUAAGCCUAUCAAAGGCACUCUUCCUUUCUGUACAUUGUAUUCUAUCUCUAACAUUCCUUUUUGGUUCUUUUGUGGGAUUUUCACCUCUCUGCUUACAUUGCCCAUCUGUUCUUGCAUGCUGUCUACUCUGUCCAUUAGAGGCCUUAGCAUAUUCGUCAUGGUUGUUUCAAAUUCCCUGUCUGAUUCUUCCAGUAUCCCCGCCAUGUCUGGUGUUCUGCUGCUUGUUCUGUUUCUGCAAAUUCUAAUUUUUGCUGUUUGGUAUGCCUUGCAACUUUUUCUUGAUAGCCAGAUAUUAGGUACUGGGUGAAAGGAACUAUUGUAAAUAGGAGUUUAAGUUAGUAGUGUUAGUAGUCAUAGUUAGUGUUAGUAAGUUGUGCAGGAGUGGGAAAAAUAUUCUCUAAUCCUAUGAUUAGGUCUUGGUGUUUUGUGAGCCUGUGCCUCUGGACUGUGAAUUUAAAAAUCAUGCCUCAGUUUUUCUCUCCCCCUGAGGUGGGACAGGAUGGUGAGAAUGGGCCGGAAUCAGAGAAUUCCCUUCUCCAGGUUAGGCUCUGGUUAACUUGUUUCCCCUGAGCACAGUCCUUCUUAAGACAAACAAAGUACUCUGGUUUAUUUCAGAAUGGAUCCUUUUCCUUUCCCUCUGCCAAGGAGAUUUUUCUCUGGUAUUUACUGUGAGAACCUGGUUGAGCUCCUGGAGGCAAAACUUACAAAAGUUGGGCGGGGGGCGGGGGGGGGGGGGUGUUCUACAACUGGGUCCCCCUACAGUUUUGAACUCAGACUUGUCCACGCUGAGCCUCCAGCAAGUCAUUAAUUACAGUUCUGGUCUUCCUGCCCCAGCACUGAUUCCCAUGGAGAUUUUAGCUCAAGAGUUCCUAACCUGGUCACUUGUGACUCUCUGUAUUUGCCUAUCAAUCUCUCCAAUUUGGGGCGGGGGGGGGGGGGGGGGCAGUGGUGUGCCCUGUGACCUCACUUCUUUUAUGGAUUUAAGAAGAUUUGUUCAUUUUCCAGUUUAUUCAGCUUUUCACUUGUUGUUAGGACUCGGUGGUAACUUCCAAACUCCCUUCGUGCAGAACCGGAAACAGGAAGCAGCACAAAUUUGUUUAAAUGCAAAACACAGAAAAGAGGGUAAAAGUCAUAAGAUGUUGAAGGAGAAAAGAGAGAAUGGGUAGAAAUAUUAUUUGACAAGCAAAUGGCCAAGAAUUCUCUCAAACUGACAAAAACCAUCAAGGUCAAUGAGAACCACAAACCAGGAUAGAUUCUAAGAUAUGUAGAAAACUAAGCCUACAUAUGUUAUAAUAAACCCGCUGGAAAACAAAUACAAAGAGAAAAUCUGAAAAGCAGCAACUAUAAGACUGAUAGUUUACUCACCAACAGAAAACAAAGGAAUAAUGUCUUUAAAAUGCCAAAAGAAAAAUUGCUGCUGCCCUAGAAUUCUACAGUCGGCAAGAAUAUCUUUUAAAAUGAAAUUGCUGGGGUGCCUGGGUGGCCCAGUUGGUUAAGCGUCCAACUCUUGAUUUCGGCUCAGGUCAUGAUCUCACGGGUUCAUGAGAUUGAGCCCCAUGUCAGGCUCUGUGCUAACAGUGCAGAGCCUGCUUGGGAUUUUCUCUCUCUCUCUCUCUCUCUCUCUGUGCCCCUUCCCCCUCAAAAUAAAUAAAUAAACAUUUAAAAUGAAGAUGAUUUAAGAUAUUUGUAGACAACCCUCACCCACCCCACCAAAAAACAGAAAUUGUUACCAGCAGAUCCACGCCAAAUGAAAUUAUUCACGCCAUAAGAAAUUAUUCAAGCCAAAGGGAAAUAAUCCUACGUAGUACCAAUAAAGUUAAAAAAGUUAAGAUGGAAGGACAUAUUCCUAUUUAAACAAAAGAAACUUCUUACCAAAAUCAACACAGCAGAGCACCUGGCUGGCUCAGUCAGUAGAGCGUGCAACUCUUGAUCUUGGAGUUGUGAGUUCGAGCCCCAUGUUGGACAUAGAACCUACUUUAAAAAAACAAACAAAAAAAAAAACCUUUAAAAAACCAACACCAGAAGAAACAAAAUCUCGGUAGUUCUAAACCUGUUAAAGAAGUUGAACUUGUAAUUUCAAACUAUGCCACGAAGAAACCUCAGUGGCCAUAUGGCUUCAUCAGUGAAUUCUACCAAAUACUUAAGACAAAAAUAAUGGCAUUCUUACACACCCUUUCCAAGUUCUUCCAUAUAUUUCAGUCUCGCCCAACAACAUCCCGACACCAAAACUUGACCCAAUUCGGGAAGAAUAAGGCCCAUCUCUUAGAUGUGUAAACUCUCAGACUAAAUAUUAGCACUCUGAAUCCGCCAUGUGACAUAAAGCACCUAUCCUUCAUCGUUGAAACGAUGAACAAAGGGUAAUCUAUUCAUACAACAGAGGACUGGACAGUAAUGACCUGGCUGACUCUCACAAUGGUGAACAAAAGCCAUACACAAGGUAAUACUACAGUGCAGGGUCCAUUUAUAUAAAGUGCAGAAGCAGACAAAGUGGAUCACUGGUAUUCUCAUGAAAUCUAUCAAGAAGGAUGAGGGGUAAUGAUUAAAGGGACUUGGGGGUUUCUGGUAAUGUUCUACUUCAUGGUUUGGGUGCAGGCUCUAUAUAUGUCUUCAUUUUUUGACAAUUAGCCCAACUGUAUUCUUUAUGUAUGUUCUACUUCAAUAAAAGUACUCUUAAAAAGAAACCGUUCUGUGUCAAUCUAGGUGGCAGCAUCAGUUGUCUUUUAUGGCCAGUCUGAACCUGACCGAUUCGAAAGUAGAACUUUGCCAUCAGCAAGUAGGAUGAUACCUGUCCUUGUGUUCAUAUGUAAGUGACACAGAGCUACUUUCUCCAUCUCAUUAGGGCUGAGAAGAAGGGAAGUAGGGGACACAUAAAUUAUCUCUGUUUCCACUUGAAACCGUUUUAUCUGUAACAAAAUAUCCAAAAAGUAGCGAUAACUACUAGUUUAAUGGUUCAGAAAUUCAUUUAUUUUGAAUACCAAAUCGGUAGCACUGAAAAAAUUCUUGUCCCCCAAAGCAAGCAAGAUAGGUUUCCAUGGACACAGUUCAAAAUUUGUCACAAAUUUUCAUAUUAUGUUUGGGUAUCAUUACCGGAUAGUAUUGCACCCUAAUUUAUCUCUGAACGGCCACUGAUCUAUCAAUGCCUUACUUCUGUUUAAAAAGUGUUGUAUAGGCAAGAUAAGAAGAAGAACAGAACAGAACAGCGUAGGUAAUAAAAACAUUUGUAUCUAUUAGUUGGUUUUCACUGAAAGAAAGAUUUGUGAAGUCCUAUGUUUACUUCAUAGCUUUGCUUUUUUUUAAUGUAUUCUCUUUACGUGACCACAGUCACAGUAACUAUUUUUACAUCACCAUGUCAAAAAAUAAACAUUUCAUUAACAAGA
Molecule: messenger RNA, 13312 nt
Organism: Neofelis nebulosa (Clouded leopard)
Lineage: Eukaryota; Metazoa; Chordata; Mammalia; Carnivora; Felidae
Gene: RELCH
Product: RAB11 binding and LisH domain, coiled-coil and HEAT repeat containing
Exons: 30
Coding region: 251-3895 (1214 amino acids)
Biological process (GO): intracellular cholesterol transport
Cellular component (GO): recycling endosome; trans-Golgi network
Molecular function (GO): protein binding
Source: RefSeq, a predicted model, not a curated record